UUGGAUUUUAUUUUUAAGGCAGGUCUCUCCGGAUGCUCCCUGCGCUUGCAGCAUUUUCUGAUUCCCAGCAUCUGUAGCAUUUUGCUUUGGGAACUGGGUCAGACAGCAGACGCCAGGUGUGCGAUACGAGGCGGCCUUAUCCCCGCCGCCUUUCAAACGGGAUCUCCAAUUGUUUGCUGAGAAGCACAGUAACACGGCAGACGGAGGGCGUGUACACGAACCCACAGUUCUUCACGAAUGAGGUCAUAAUGUUGGUGUCCCUUUAAAAGGGAAUUCAAGCCAUGAACUUCCGGUCCCGUGGUGUGACAGACGAAACUGGAUGGAGUGCCGCUUGUGGCGGCGUUACCAGCUGUAUAUGUGUAUGAGACAGACCUCGGGAUGCACAGUUUAAUACUCCCACCGUCUAACGGCAAGCGAAACCAUCGCGCAUCGACCGGAACCAGGGUUUAAACUUUUGUCCCUUUUUAUAUAUAAAAAAGAGGCAAGACGUAGUUCCCUCCACGGUAUGCAGAAGUAGCAAAUCUAGUGGAAAUAUCCCAGCAUAUUCUGAAAAUUCAUUCUACGACCCGAGAUAACAAGCGCAGUGUAACUGCCGAUUUCAGUGUCAAGGCAGAUUUAUUUCGUACGCUGCUGGCCGGAGUGUGUGUGUGUGUGUCCGUGUCCUUUCGCCGGGAUCCCAGCUUGUGGUGGCUGCUCCCGGCCCAGGGCUACACUGAUGAGCAGCGACUCUGGUUCCACAGCCGACCUGCAGCAGGAACCUCGAGCAACUCGCCCAGCCAUCCAGAGAUCCGGCGUUGCCCACCGCGUCGUCUCUCCACACUUACCCCUCUCCCCGAAUACCUCACCCUCGCAGCGCAUCGGUGUAAAGAGAUAGACAUGGCCUCUCUCAGCCUGGGGCUGAAUUUCUCCCGCAAGAAGACCAUGGCGAAGAACGCUGCGGUAGAGCGGAAAAACCUCAUCACUGUCUGCAGGUUUUCUGUUAAGACUUUAAUUGAUCGCUCCUGUUUCGAGACCAUUGAUGACUCGUGUUCGGAAUUUACAAACUUUGCAGCUAUUCUCGAGCAAGUCCUGAGUCAUCGCCUUAAAGGUCAAAUAAAUUGGCUUGGUUAUGAAAGCCCUCGAAGCUUCUGGGACUUCAUACGUGUGGCCUGCAGUAAGGUUCCCCAUAACUGCAUCAGCAGCAUUGAAAACAUGGAGAACGUAAGCUCAUCAAGGGCAAAGGGCAGAGCAUGGAUUCGAGUAGCGCUCAUGGAGAAGCGUCUGUCCGAGUAUAUAUCCACUUCUCUAAGGGACAUCAAAACAACCAGGAGAUAUUAUGAGGAUGGGGCAGUUGUUCUGGGAGAAGAAGCAAAUAUGCUUGCUGGUAUGUUGCUUGGACUCAAUGCGAUUGACUUCAGCUUCUGUUUAAAGGGUGAAAGUUUGGAUGGCAAUUGUCCUGCUGUUAUUGACUAUACCCCAUAUCUGAAGUUCACACAAAGCUCUGAGAGUAUUAGCAGUGAUGAAGAGGAGUUACGGACUCUGGGCAGCAGCAGUAGUGAAGGCAGCACGCCGGAGAACAUUGGCCCACCAUUCCUUACUGAUGAGCACAGCUGGUAUAACAAGUGCAAGCGUGUGGAGCAGAAAUUCAGGCUGGCGUUGGAGCAGAAGGGCUAUUUGGAAGAGUUAGUACGUUUGCGGGAAGCUCAACUUGCAGAGUCUGUGGCUCAAAACAAGAUUGUCCUACAGCAAAUGGAAGAGGCAGACCUGAACCACAAACUGGAGAAGGAGCAACUGGAGUUUAUCAUCCUAGAACUGCAGGAUCAGCUAGCAGUUUUAAAAAAUAAUGAUUUGAGAUCAAGACAAGAAUUAACAGCACACCUUACGAAUCAAUGGCCUUCCCCAGGAGCUUUGGAUGCAGACGCGGUUGCUUUAGAUACACUUCUGUACAGAAAACAGUGUGGACAGUGGGAUGAGCACAGCUUUCAAAGCUUGGAACAGCUCUCAGCGGAGAUCAGUCUUUCUUCAACUUCUUUAGAUCCAUUACACUCACAGAAAGAGGGCGAAGGAGGACACGGAAGUUCAAAAAGUGAUGGGAAGGAGGACACUCCCUCAUUACUAGGUCUAUGUGGAUCCUUGACUUCCAUGACCAGCUACAAAUCUCUUACAAGCUUGAAAUCCAGUGAAUGCCUUGCAAGUCCAAAUGCUGAGAUUAGCAGCCCAGGGCUCACUCCAUUUUAGGAGCAACUUGUCAUCCAAACCAGAGUGAACCUGGUAUCUUGGUAUGCACUGAAGAGAUAUCCCAAUUAUUUAACCAAUCCUGACAACUUGAGACUUUAAUAGGUCCAAUAAUUUUAUUUAAUCAGAAAACCAACUGAAAAUGCACUGUUUCGUGAUACCACAACCAUCUGCAAAAGAUUCAGGUCACUUCAUGCGGAGUGCUUUACUUGAAUGCGUUUGCUUUGGAAAUUGUUCCUGGUAUUUUAAAAAGUGUUGGCUGCACUGUUUGUCUUGUUUCUUUCCUUCGUAAAAUGGCUGGUUAAGGGAGCAUUCCAUAAAAGUGUUUUUGUUUCUGCUGAAAAUUUUGAGAAUUUGCAGAAGGUCCAAGCAAUAUGAUUGUGUAUUUGUGGAUCAAAAAGGGUGUUAAUAUGUACAAUUUAUUUCAUUACUAGCUUAAAAUGUUACUAUUUUUUCAGGCGAUUUUAAGUGCAAUUGUUUUUGUUCUAAUUAAGUCUGCAGAUUUCUAGGUAUGUCUGCUGUUGUGCUUUUGUUUUGAAGAACUUCUAGCUUGACAUUCUAACUGCUCAUAUUAAAACUAUUUCCCAUAGAUGCAAGUGAAGGUGAUGCCUAAUUGUUGUCUUGAAUUACUUGAUUAAAUCAAAAUGCAAUGCCGUUUGAAAUUCUGCCAGAAUUGAAUUUAUCAAUGUUAAUGUAAAAGUUUGAGAUGCCUUUUUCAAAACAAAGUAAAUGGCAGCAAACAUUUGAUGGUUUUCCUGAUUUUUGAAAGAUGGUGGUGUUCACAUUGUGGCAGGGUCUGUCUAUUUAUUCACAUUGGGAACAAGGAUUGGUUGCCAAUCAAUCUUGCACUGGUUCUAAUGCCGUAUUUCAUAUUGUAAUUGUCUAAUUUCACUGUUACGAUGUCAAAUAUUGUUUUUGAUACAUUUCCUUUUGUCAUUACAGAGGUGGAUAAAUUUGCCAUUGAAAGAAAUUAAUAUAUCAGCAAUUAAACAUGUUAGGAGUUUGUAGGAGCUAUUUUUGAUGCUUUUAUGUAUGUAGCAAAAAAAAUUGCCACUAGGAUACACUGAUUAUUUAUUACCUGUAAUCAGGUAUGAUGUUCUCCCCCAAAGACUUUCAGUUUUAAAUUGAAAGUUCCAUUUCAGUCUUUGACUCUAUUGCAUAUUAAAAAAUGUCAAUACCUUUUGAUCUUUUUAAAUGCACAUUAGCUAUGUGGUUUCUGUGGUUUAAAAGUACAAUGGUUCAUCAUUUUACUUUGAAAAGUUUACACACAAAACUAAUCACAGGGACAAAUGGUGGACAGAAUUUUUUUGCUUUAUUUUAAGAACAAUCAUCUCGUCCUAUUUUUAUUGUUCACAUUUAAAUACAAACUGUUAGUGAGUGAUUUGUGUACUGAACUAGUAUUAAGCUGCUGGUAACAUGUACAUACUGCAUGAUAAGUUUUUCUUUUUGCUCCAGUAUGUAUUCACAGAAUAUUUACUUUGUUCUGUCUUAUCUAAAUGAGGAAGUCAAAAAGCCUAAACUGUAUUCAUUUUUGUCUUGAUAAGUUAUGUGAGUCUUAAUUGCAUGUAUAAUAAAAGUGAAACAAAAUUUGC
Molecule: messenger RNA, 3806 nt
Organism: Hypanus sabinus (Atlantic stingray)
Lineage: Eukaryota; Metazoa; Chordata; Chondrichthyes; Myliobatiformes; Dasyatidae
Gene: rundc3b
Product: RUN domain containing 3b
Exons: 11
Coding region: 877-2217 (446 amino acids)
Source: RefSeq, a predicted model, not a curated record